Molecule: messenger RNA, 1537 nt
Organism: Seriola dumerili (greater amberjack)
Lineage: Eukaryota; Metazoa; Chordata; Actinopteri; Carangiformes; Carangidae
Product: elongation of very long chain fatty acids protein 6-like
Exons: 4
Coding region: 71-892 (273 amino acids)
Biological process (GO): fatty acid elongation, monounsaturated fatty acid; sphingolipid biosynthetic process; very long-chain fatty acid biosynthetic process
Cellular component (GO): endoplasmic reticulum membrane; endoplasmic reticulum
Molecular function (GO): fatty acid elongase activity
Source: RefSeq, a predicted model, not a curated record
CUGCAGACUGAGCCGUGUCCUCUGGAUUCAUUUGUUUCAUCACAUUAAUCAAUAACAGCUGAUAUCGAUCAUGCUGCAGGUGAACGGGACGGACUUCCACCUCCCGCUGUCGGAGUACAGCUUCGAGCGGCGCUUCGACGAGAGAGGAGCCAUAGAGUGGAUGCAGGCUAACUGGAGUAAGUCGUUUGUGUUCAGCGCUCUCUAUGCCGCCCUGGUGUUCGGAGGUCAGCACUACAUGAAGCCUCGACCCAAGAUGAACCUGCGGCGGCCGCUCGUCCUCUGGUCGCUGAGCCUCGCUCUCUUCAGUAUCGUGGGUGCGGUCCGGACCGGAUCCUACAUGAUCCACAUCCUGAGCAGCAGCGGCUUCAGACAGUCCAUCUGUGACCAGAGCUUCUACAGCGGCCCGGUCAGCAAGUUCUGGGCCUACGCCUUCGUCCUGAGCAAAGCUCCAGAGCUGGGCGACACGGCGUUCGUCGUGCUGAGGAAGCAGAAGCUGCUGUUCCUGCACUGGUACCACCACAUCACCGUGCUGCUGUACUCCUGGUACUCCUACAAAGACAUGGUGGCCGGCGGCGGCUGGUUCAUGACCAUGAACUACGCCGUGCACGCACUCAUGUACAGCUACUACGCUCUGCGCGCCGCCGGCCUGCGCGUGCCCCGCCCCUUCGCCGUGCUCAUCACCAGCGCUCAGAUCUCCCAGAUGGCCAUGGGGCUGACGGUGAGCGGGCUGGUGUACCGCUGGAUGCAGGCGGGGGACUGCCCCUCCCACAUCGACAACAUCGCCUGGGCAGCGCUCAUGUACCUCAGCUACCUGCUGCUCUUCUCCAACUUCUUCUACCAGACCUACCUGAGGCGCCGCGGCGCCGAGGCCAAGACCAGCAAGACGGACUAGGACUAGACGGUCUGGAGACUGACGACGAGACCAGAACCUUCGUCUGAUGUUUCACACCAGAGACGAUAAGCUGAGACCACCUGAGUCCAGCUCUGAGUCUGGAUCUGGAUCCGGAUCCGGUCUGGACCGAGUUUAACAGAUUUAGUUUUUUGUCGUGUGUUUUUCAUUCAGUCGACCGUCACAUGAAAGCGUCUCUCACUCUGAACCGGACUGAAGUGGAUCAGGACAUGAACUCCAGUUGAACCGGUUUGAUGUUCAGGUCUGGAGUCUCUGGGCGUCUGAGUUCAGUGUUCGUCUCCACCCGUCACGUUCCAGCAGGCUGAUGAAACCGGCCCCUCCCAGCCUCCUCACACUGGUUUGACUGGUUUCACCUCCUCCUGUCAGUGAGGAGCCAAUCAGAGGAGCUGAUGCUGCAGCAGAAACUGACUCAUGUCUGAGUUUCUAAUCCGAGCAGAUUAGAUCUGAUGAGGCGUUCACUGUCCCAACGGCCAGACUGCACCCCGUUCACCCCGGUGAUAUUGACUUUAUACCAAUAUGAAGUAAUUGAUCCCUAACGAUCAUAAAUCAAUCAGUCUGAUCACACAGCAGCUGAAACUGAUUCAUACUAUUGAUUCAUCUGAAUAUUUUUUUUCUUCUGUCUGUAAA